AUUAUCACGCAGCUCAAAACAUUCUCAAGAUAUAUAGCAACUUAACUUCCUACACAUUCAUUUUAAAGACAAACAUUAAUAUGGGUGUCACUACAUAUACACAUGAAAACACAACACCAGUUGCCCCAACUAGGCUAUUCAAAGCUUUGGUUCUUGAUUCUGACAACCUUGUACCCAAGUUGAUGCCACAAGUUGUUAAGAACAUUGAGAUUGUUGAGGGUGAUGGUGGUGCUGGAACCAUCAAGAAGAUGAACUUUGUUGAAGGUUAUCCGAUUAAGUACUUGAAGCACAAGAUCCAUGUUGUUGAUGACAAGAACUUGGUGACCAAGUACUCAAUGAUCGAAGGUGAUGUUCUUGGAGACAAACUGGAGUCCGUUUCUUAUGAUAUCAAAUUUGAAGCUGCUGGGAAUGGAGGGUGUAUUUGCAAGAGCAUAACUGAGUACCACACAAAAGGUGAUUAUGUGUUGAAGGAAGAUGAACACAAUGAAGGCAAAAAUAAAGGCCUGGAACUUUUCAAGACUAUUGAAACAUACCUCCUCGCCAAUCCUUCUGUCUACGCUUAACUGAUGAAAAAGAAUCAAGUCCACACGUGCAUGAGAGAUGAGGUGUUGAGAUAUAAUAAAAUUAAAUAAAUUAAACUGUGUUCUCUUUAAAGUUUCAAGUUUUAAAUGAAUCACGCAAAGUGAUUAUGGAGUUGUAUCAAACUCUUCAAUAGUUCGAAGGGCUUGAGUUUUCAUUUUA
Lycium ferocissimum is the source of this 741-nucleotide messenger RNA. RefSeq names its product pathogenesis-related protein STH-2. The transcript has 2 exons. Gene Ontology annotation, molecular function: abscisic acid binding; signaling receptor activity; protein phosphatase inhibitor activity. The record is from RefSeq and is a predicted model, not a curated record. Gene Ontology annotation, cellular component: cytoplasm; nucleus. Lineage: Eukaryota; Viridiplantae; Streptophyta; Magnoliopsida; Solanales; Solanaceae. Gene Ontology annotation, biological process: defense response; abscisic acid-activated signaling pathway. The coding region runs from base 81 to 563 and encodes 160 amino acids.